Molecule: messenger RNA, 1299 nt
Organism: Phytomonas sp. Hart1
Lineage: Eukaryota; Euglenozoa; Kinetoplastea; Trypanosomatida; Trypanosomatidae
Source: the annotation of a GenBank genome assembly
AUGAAGGAGCUGAAGUCCUCGGCGUCAGUGUUCCAUAAAGAUGACCUCGGCACUCGUCAUGUUGUGAGCUGCGUGCGAUCGGGUCUAGGAGGUGCCCUUACAUUAGUGGGCACGAAUAGGGGUAGCGUGCUCGGCUACUAUCAUCCUGAGAACGGAGAUGGCUCCGGUUACGGUACGUUGAUUUACAUGCAAAGGAUGCACCAUGGUUCAGUUUACAGUUUCGCCCUGAACUCUUCCAAUUUAGUGGCUUCAACCGGCCACGAUGGGGCAUGUUGUGUGUUUACUCUGGCUUCAAUUUUUUCAAGACCACACAUGAUGCCUCAUCGGCGCUUCACAGGUCAUACAUUGCCGGUCAUAGCCGCUGCCUUUUUCAGCGAUGAUCGCACAUUGGCCUCCUUGAGUAUUGAUGGCCUUGUUCUUCUGCACGACGUCCUCCACAAAUCCAAGAAUGACAGCGCGUUGGUGGGAUCCUUGCGUGUUGGCUUCCCUUCACGUUGCCUUGCACUUUCCCCCGAUGAGACGUGCUGCUUCGUUGCUGGAAGGCGGCUGGCGCGAGUGGAUCUAUUCCACGGCCUUCGACCCAGCCAAGCUUCUGAAUUUGAGACUACUGAUACCCAGAGGAGCUUCGAUAGCCAGCGACCGUGGCUGAGCUUUUACUCAUGGAAGAACUCUGAGGAUAUGGUCGUGAACACAACAGCCACUGACGAAUAUUUCCAAAACCUCGACGUGUGCAGAGAAGAUGGGUCUGUUUUGGGGACUAUUGCCCACCGUUCAAUAGCUGAUGAGAGGAGUGCAGAAGGAGGGGAAAAGCCUGUAGGUCAUGUGCACUGGACCAUUGCACCGGGUCGUUGUACCGCAAGUAUUGGGGUCUAUAGUCCCACUACAGAGAUUCCCGGUAGCAUGCCACACAAGGAAGCAGGUUUCCACGUAGGUACGCACCUGGACCUUCAUCACAACCUCAAUGAGAAUUUGCCCUUACUUUGGGAGGGCUGGUCUGCGAAGGAUCUCCACUCAUCGCAAUGUAACAUUGCAAGCCAACCCUGGAAGGAAUCACCUCGCUUUAGUGGUGUUCGCUGGGAUGAUCUGUGUCAAAUAGUGUCCGGAGCCAGGAGUAGCAUUCCACCACCCUUUCCAGUCUUUGAGUUUGAUCGUGAGAGCCGUCUUAUAGUGGAACGCGUGAAAAAUAAGCAGCUAAAACAGGAGUGUAAUGAGCUCUUUGCUGAGCUCAAAGCCCUCGCCAAGAGGCAGAAAGAUAGCGAGCCGGAGCGCCUAAAAAAGAAGCGCAGGCUUGGCUCAUGA